Coffea arabica (coffee) is the source of this 1479-nucleotide messenger RNA. The record is from RefSeq and is a predicted model, not a curated record. NCBI's taxonomy places the organism in Eukaryota, Viridiplantae, Streptophyta, Magnoliopsida, Gentianales, Rubiaceae.
AUGGAAAAGAGCAUACGUUCUUACAACUUUGUCCCACCUAAUUUGUCAUAUAACAACGUAGAAGACCUGACUAGAGAAUUACGAGCAGAAAAAAGCAUUCUUGUUACACCUUAUGAUUUGAGUGGAAUUGACAUGCUUAAUGAAAAACAAAAACAAGCAUUCAAAGUUAUUACUGAGAGAAUUUAUUCAAGAAAAAGCGGCGCUUUCUUCAUAGAUGGUCUGGGAGGAACAGGGAAAACAUUUCUCUAUAGGAAUUUAUUGGUAGAUGUGAGGAGCAAAGGCUUUCUUGCACUCGCAACUGCUACUUCAAGAAUUGCAGCUUCUAUUUUGCUUGGUGGUAGGAUUGCACAUUCUCGAUUUAAGAUCCCAAUUGAUAUUUCUAAGAGUACAAUAUGUAGAAUUAGCAAACAAACUUCUCUGGCAACAAUGAUUAGAGAAGCAAAGUUAAUAAUUUGGGAUGAAGCACCAAUGUCCAAAAAAACAGCAAUUGAAGCAUUGGAUGAUUUGUUAAAAGACCUCAUGGAUUCAACACAAAUUUUUGGGGGAAAAAUUGUUGUCCUUGGAGGAGAUUUUAGACAGACACUUCCAGUAGUUCGAAAGGGAGCAAAAAGUCAAGUGAUAAAUGCCUAUCUAAUCAAUUCUCUAAUAUGGGACAAACUUGAGAAACUAAACUUAAGUGAAAAUAUGAGAGCAAGAUUAGACCCCGCAUUUAUAGAGUUCCUAUUAAAGAUUGGAGAUGGGACAAUUGACACAGAAGCUAAUGAUUUAGUGAAAAUUCCACCUUCUAUCUUAGUUCCUUACACUAAUGAAUCUGAUGCACUUCAAAAACUGAUCCAAAUGGUGUAUCCUGAAAUCACCAAUGGAUCACAAAUCUCAUCUUCUUUCUUAAACAGGGCAAUACUAACAACGAAAAAUCCAUUUGUUGAUGAGAUAAAUAAUGCUCUCAUAGAUAGAUAUCCAGGAGAAGCAGUUGAAUACUUGAGUUAUGAAGAGACAUUAAAUGAAAAUCACCAGGCUAAAUAUAUCGACUUGCUGAAUACAUUGACUCCAAGUGGUUUACCGCCACACAGAUUAGUUUUGAAACCAAAUGCAUCAAUAAUUCUCUUAAGAAAUCUUGAUCCAACUGAGGGAUUAUGCAAUGGCACAAGGCUUACAAUCAAAUUCCUCAGUAAAAACAUCAUUCAUGCUACCAUAUCAUUUGGUGAUUUCUCUGGAAAAGAUGUAUUUAUUCAUAGAAUUCCAAUGCAACCACCAGCCGAUGACCAAUAUCCAGUCUCAUACAAAAGGAUCCAAUUUCCAGUUCGCUUGUGCUUUGCAAUGAUUAUUAACAAAGCACAAGGACAAACCUUAGACUUUGUGGGUAUAUAUUUGAAAGAACCUGUGUUUUCCCAUGGUCAAUUAUACGUUGCUCUCUCAAGAGCAAAAAUAGCCUCAGUAGUUAGAAUACUAAUAAAACCAGCCUAUUUUUCCCCUCAUUAG